Molecule: messenger RNA, 2871 nt
Organism: Emericellopsis cladophorae
Lineage: Eukaryota; Fungi; Ascomycota; Sordariomycetes; Hypocreales; Bionectriaceae
Product: AP-2 complex subunit alpha-like protein
Exons: 4
Coding region: 1-2871 (956 amino acids)
Biological process (GO): intracellular protein transport; clathrin-dependent endocytosis
Cellular component (GO): AP-2 adaptor complex; membrane coat
Molecular function (GO): clathrin-cargo adaptor activity
Source: RefSeq, a predicted model, not a curated record
AUGUCGACUUCAGGCGGCGGCUUUCUCGGCCGCUCGAGCAGCAGCAAUGCCAACAUGCGAGGGCUUGUUCAGUUCAUUGCUGACCUCCGAAACGCUCGCGCGCGCGAGCUGGAGGAGAAGAGAAUCAACAAGGAGCUUGCCAACAUCCGACAAAAGUUCAAGGACGGCAACCUCAACGGUUAUCAUCGCAAGAAAUAUGUUUGCAAGCUACUAUACAUUUACAUACUGGGCUGGAAUGUCGACUUUGGUCACCUCGAGGCUGUCAACCUGAUCUCGGCCAACAAAUACUCGGAGAAGCAGAUAGGUAUAAGGAAGGAUCUCUUGGACCAAAACGAGCUGUACAACUGUCUGGCAUUACACGCCAUUGCCAACGUGGGUAGCCGAGAGAUGGGAGAGGCCUUGAGCAACGAGGUACACAGGUUGCUCAUCUCGCCGACGUCCAAGUCCUUUGUCAAGAAAAAGUCAGCAUUGACCCUGUUGCGACUGUACCGAAAGCACCCCGAUAUUGUCUCACCACAGUGGGCGGAGAGACUGGUCCAUCUAAUGGACGAUGUUGAUCUCGGCGUUGCGCUCUCAGUGACAUCGCUGGUCAUGACGCUGGCCCAGGACAACUUGGAGCAAUACAAGGGCGCGUAUGCCAAGGCUGCCACGAGGCUGAAGCGCAUCAUCAUCGAUGGCGAAUACACAACCGACUACCUUUAUUACAAGGUGCCCUGCCCCUGGCUCCAAGUCAAGCUGUUGCGACUCUUGCAGUACUUCCCGCCUUCGGAAGACAACCACGUGCGCGACAUGCUGCGCGAGGUGCUGGAGAAAAUCCUCAGUCUUGCCAUGGAAGGGAGCAAGAAUGUGCAGCAGAACAAUGCGCAGAAUGCCGUUCUGUUCGAGGCUAUUAACCUCAUCAUCCACCUGGACACGGAGACGAGACUGAUGAAGCAAAUCUCGUCGCGUUUGGGACGUUUCAUCCAGAGUAGGGAGACCAACGUACGAUACCUGGGUCUCGAAGCCAUGACGCACUUGGCUGCGCGUGCCGAAACUCUGGAUCCGAUCAAGCAGCACCAGGAUAUCAUCGUCGGCUCACUGAAGGAUCGCGACAUCAGUGUGCGUCGCAAGGGUCUCGACUUGUUGUACAGCAUGUGCGAUACUGACAAUGCGCAAAUCGUCGUGGCCGAGCUUUUGCAGUACCUUCAAAAUGCCGACUUUGCGAUCAGGGAGGAGAUGGUCCUGAAGAUUGCCAUUCUGACGGAGAAAUACGCCACGGACGUCCAGUGGUAUGUCGACAUUUCUCUGCGCUUGAUCGCCAUGGCAGGCGACCACGUAAGUGACGAGGUUUGGCAGCGCGUCAUUCAAAUCGUCACCAACAAUGAGGAGCUGCAAGUGUACGCCGCCCAGAACGCGCUGCAGUACUUAAAGUCCGACCACUGCCACGAGACACUUGUCAAGAUUGGCGCGUAUAUCCUCGGAGAAUUUGGACAUCUCAUUGCCGAUCAGCCCAAAUGCAGUCCGAUAGAGCAGUUUCUGGCGCUCCAAAGUAAGAUCGCGCCAUGCUCCUCCGGCACGCGAUCCAUGAUUCUGUCCUGCUUCAUCAAGUUUGUCAACCUGUUCCCCGAGAUCAAGCCCCAGCUCGUCGGCAUCUUUGAUCUCUACAGCCACACCCUUGACUCGGAGAUGCAACAGCGUGCCUGCGAAUACCUCGUCUUGGCCUCGCUGCCGACGGACGACCUGCUUCGAACAGUAUGCGACGAGAUGCCGCCUUUCCCGGAGCGGCAAUCUGCGCUCUUGUCACGUCUGCACCAGAAGCAAGGCGCUACGAGCGACAAGCGGACGUGGGUCAUUGGCGGCAAGGAUGCGAACAGCGACAGGACGGAGUUGAAGAUGGCCUCGCCCAGUGCGUUGAAGCGGACGUUUAGUUCUGGCAACCCCUCCAACAGGGGCUCCAACGGAGCAAACGGUGCCUCUGACUUGGCAGGCCUGGACAUGAAUGCGUCUGGGCGCUCGGAACCAAAGGCGCUCAAUGUGCCCAAUUUGGCGAGCGCUGCGCAUCUGUCCCCCGGCUGGGAGAAGGGGUACAACCGCCUGCUUGUGCGCACGGACGGUGUGCUUUACGAAGACGGUCAGAUCCAGAUCGGUGUGCGAUCGGAAUACCGGGGCCAGAUGGCCUGUCUAAUUGUUUACUUCAAGAACAAGAUCCCCACAACACUGGGCUCCUUUACGACUACAUUGGAUUUGGACGAGAGCGAGAAGACGAAGCUCACGUGGGAAACCAAGUCCUUGCCGGACAGCCAAAUUCCGGAAGCGGCUCAGUCUCAGCAGGUGAUCAUGUUCGAGGCGAAGCACGUCUUCGCCAGGAGCCCAACUAUGCGCGUCAGCUACCUGGCGGGUGCCCUACAAGCUCUGACUCUGAAGCUGCCUGUGGCCAUCCACAAGUUCAUGGACCCAGCAGAUCUGUCGGCAGAAGACUUCUUCAAGCGGUGGAAGCAGAUUGGCGGCGCUCCCCGUGAGGCACAGGCCAUCUUCGGCAUCACUGGCAACAACCGACAGAUUAGCCCGGACUUUGUGACAAACACGGUCAAUGGCUUUAGGUGGCGGAUCCUGGACAUGGUGGACCCCAAUCCUAGGAAUAUUGUAGGCGCCAGCGUCCUACACACGUCAGGGGGCGGCAAGUUUGGGUGCUUGAUGAGACUCGAGCCAAACUACGAUAGCCAGAUGAUUCGCCUGACUAUCCGCGCCACGGAUGACUCGGUAGCUCCCAUUCUCUUGUCCCUCGUUCAGGAGCGCCUCAGCGUGGGCUUCCCGACCGUGUCCGAGCGCGGGGCCAACGCACCUUCGGAGGACCAAAUGCUGGAUGCAUUUGGCAAUGUGUUGGUCAUGUAA